Notothenia coriiceps (black rockcod) is the source of this 1302-nucleotide messenger RNA. It is a transcript of the gene gtf2h3, whose product is annotated as general transcription factor IIH, polypeptide 3. The transcript is spliced from 14 exons. Gene Ontology annotation, biological process: nucleotide-excision repair; regulation of DNA-templated transcription. Gene Ontology annotation, cellular component: transcription factor TFIIH holo complex; transcription factor TFIIH core complex. NCBI's taxonomy places the organism in Eukaryota, Metazoa, Chordata, Actinopteri, Perciformes, Nototheniidae. The record is from RefSeq and is a predicted model, not a curated record. Bases 162 to 1061 code for a protein of 299 amino acids.
GUCAGCAAUGCACCGUGUGGUACCAAUAUGAACAGUAGAAGAAGAACAUGGUCGGCUAAUGUGGCUAAAACGAGCAAAAAUGGAAUUUAACAAGAGAUAAAGCACCAGGAGAACAACAAUAAUCACUUCUUGUUUCUCUUGACUGAAAGAUAAAUCCCAACAUGGCAUCAGAUGAUAUUAAUCUGCUGGUCAUCGUCGUGGAUGUAAAUCCGAUAUGGUGGGGGCAGCAAGCUCAAGCCGAGACAGAGCUCACCCUGUCCAAGUGUCUGGAUGCAGUGAUGGUGCUGGGGAACUCCCACAUGGCCAUGUCCAGGACCAACAAGCUGGCUGUCAUCGCCAGCCACUGUCAGGACAGUCACUUCCUAUAUCCCGGUAAGAGCUGGGGAGCGGGCGACAGCUGUGAGGAGGAUGCUUCCUCCAGUGGGGAUGGAAAAUAUGAACUCUUGUCAGUCGCUAAUAACUUUAUUGCUGAAGAAAUCAGGAAGGUUAUUGCAAAAACGGAUGUGAUGGGAAAUUCCACAGACACUCUGUUGGCUGGGUCACUGGCCAAAGCUCUGUGCUAUAUUAACAGAGUCGCAAAAGAUCAUGAAGUUGGACAAGAAACAAAAUCAAGAAUAUUGGUGAUAAAAGCAGCCGAGGACUGUGCCCUACAGUACAUGAACUUCAUGAAUGUCAUUUUUGCUUCCCAAAAGCAGAACAUCCUGAUAGAUGCCUGUGUGUUGGACUCAGACUCGGGUCUCCUUCAGCAGGCUUGCGAUAUAACUGGAGGAUUGUACCUCAAGAUACCACAAAAAGUUGCUUUGGCACAAUACCUUUUGUGGGUGUUCCUGCCUGACAGUGAGCAGCGGGCCCAGCUGGUUCUUCCUCCACCUGUGCACGUGGACUACAGAGCCGCAUGCUUCUGCCACAGGAACCUCAUUGACAUUGGCUAUGUGUGCUCAGUAUGUCUAUCAAUAUUCUGCAACUUCAGCCCCAUCUGCACAACCUGCGAGACUGCCUUCAAAAUCCAACUACCACAGAUGGUCAAGCCCAAAAAGAAGAAACUCAAGCAACAAACAUGAUUUCUGCUAGAAUAGAAAUAAUGUAGUGGAUUUAGUUUUCAUUUUUAUAUUAGGAUUAUACCAUUUUGUUUGGUAUAGAUUUGUACGUGCUUCAGUGACAUCCUUUAGCCAUAUGAACAUGUUGAAUGUACUUACAUGUUCAGGCUCCAUUUACAUGUCAAUGGAUUCACUGCUUUUGGAAAAAAUACCUUUCUGAUUUUUUAUGAACAUUUUUAUAAAAUAAAAACAUCCUAUAAUUGUC